This is a messenger RNA of Pezoporus flaviventris, 3259 nucleotides long. It is a transcript of the gene TOR4A, whose product is annotated as torsin family 4 member A. The record is from RefSeq and is a predicted model, not a curated record. Gene Ontology annotation, molecular function: ATP binding; ATP hydrolysis activity. Bases 114 to 1742 code for a protein of 542 amino acids. The transcript has 2 exons. Gene Ontology annotation, biological process: negative regulation of apoptotic process. Lineage: Eukaryota; Metazoa; Chordata; Aves; Psittaciformes; Psittacidae. Gene Ontology annotation, cellular component: endoplasmic reticulum lumen; nuclear envelope.
GCCGCAGCCGGCUGGGGAGGGCAGAGGAGCGGCCGGCCCUGCCGAGGCUGCGGGGGACCCGCGGGGACGCUGCGACAGAAGAUGAUGUGAAUGAGCUGUAAGAAUCAGAUGAGAUGGAUGAAGAGCUGCCCUGUGCUGAGGCGGAUGGAGAAGUGUACUUUGCCAUGGAGGAUCUGGGAGGAGAGAAGCCCUGUGAAGAGAGCAAUGAUGAUGUGUCCUGUACUGAGAGUGAUGCGGCAGGAGACAUGCCCUAUACCGAGAGCAAUGCAUCAGGAGACAUGCCCUGUACCGAGAGCAAUGCACCAGGAGACAUACCCUGUACUGAGACCAACCUCAAAGAAGAGGCACCUCGUGCUGAGAGCAGUGUGGAAGGAGAGAUGCCUGGCACUGAUGGCAACGGGGAAGGGGAAAUGCCCUGUGCCGAAAGUGACGCCAAAGGAGAGGGAUCUUUCUAUGAGACUGAGGAGGAAGAAGAACCAGCUACUGAAAUCCCUGCUGCUUCCAAAAGAAUGUAUUCCAUUUCUUCUCCCUUGCGGGCAAUCAUCCGCCUGCGCCGGCGGUACCGCGGGCAAAAGAAGAGCCGGCUGCAUUUAGAGCUGCCCCGAGAGAAGCCCUCCGAGCUCGUUCAUACGAGGCUGCUUCAGAGGCAGCUUUCCCUGAACAGAACUGGCCUGUACGGCCCUUCCAUGUCCCUCUUUAACCAGAGCAGCUUUGAAAGUUCCCAGUACUUCACCUUUGACACGUCUGUGGAGCAGUACGCUAUGAAAAAAUGCAGGUGGAAAAAGAACCGGAGGAAAUCCAGGGUAGUGCUGUACCCAGAUAAAACCAAGAGAUACCUGCCAGCGGAGGAGAAGAGCAAGGCAAAACGCUGCCUCCUCUUGCUCAUUGUCAUUAUCUUCUUCCAGAUUCUCAAUGCAAUAGAGAACCUGGAUGAUAACCUCCAAAAAUAUGACCUAGAUGGUUUGGAGAAAACCAUGCACCGGGAAGUGUUUGGGCAGAAGGUUGCUGUGGAAAGCAUUAUGGAAUUGCUGAAAGACUACCUGGCUACCCACAUACACAACAAGCCUCUAGUCAUCUCUUUAAAUGGCCCAACAGGAGUUGGGAAGAGUCAUGUUGGCUGGCUGCUGGCCAAACAUUUUCGUUCCAUCAUGGACAAUGACUUUGUGCUUCAGUACUUUGUUAUGCAUCACUGUCCCAGCGGCAUGGCCCCGCUUACAUGUGAAAUAGAUUUGUCUAAGAAGAUCUCUGACAUGGUCACAAGAGCCGAAAUAGAGGAGAAGAUCCCAUUGUUUAUUCUGGAUGAGGUUGAACUCAUGUCUCCAGUCCUGCUGGAUACUCUCAGCCGAUUCUUUGAGCCCAAUCAAACCAAUGAGUUCCUCAAUGCCAUCUACAUUUUAAUAAGCAACAUAGGAGGUGGUGAAAUAACCAAGUUUGUUAUCCAGAAUUCAUCUGCUGAGAUCCUGCGUCAGCAGAGGGGAGUUGAAGAACUGCUGAGCAUCGUCCAGCCUGUACUGAUCGAUGCCCACCCUCUCUGGAAGUCUGCAGAUAUCAUCCCAUUUGUCCUCCUGGAGAAGACUCAUGUCAUAAACUGCUUCCUAGAGGAGAUGAGGAGGGAAGGGCUGUAUCCCGACCAGAAACAUGUUGAAAACUUAGCUAGUCAGCUCAGUUACUACACUACUGAGGAUAAGCAGUACUCCAGGAUGGGCUGCAAGCAGGUUGUGGCCAAAGUCAACCUGUUGUAGUGCUUUACUGCAGGGACCAAGUCCUGCUGUUGGGAUUUGCAAAGUUCUGGCCUUCUGGAGGAGUGCAUUGCAGCAGGCUGUGGUCAAGGUGUCCUCCUCAGCCCCUCACUGCCCUUGUCCUGGUCCAGCUAGAGGGAUGGCAGCCUUGUGGUCUCCGUUCUCCAGAUGCUUCACUUGUUCCUAAUGUUCUGUGAAUAAGGCCUGGGCUACGAAGCCCAAGCAACCUCCCAUUAACUGCGAGAUGCUUUGUUCCUCACAUGCUCAUUUGGGAUACUUGUCAUUAAGGAGUUGUGAGAUGAGAAGAGACGCUGUGAGGAGGAGGAAAUAGUAACUGGGUUACUGUCCCUGCAGUACACGUAACCAUCUCUCACUCCUGCAGGCUCACAGUCUUCAGCUCUUCGUUUUUCUUGGUCCUGGCUGGUGAUGUGCAGAGCAGAGGCAGUGCUGGGUGCCUGGGAGAAUUAAGAGGAUCAUAGAAUCACAGAAUCCCAGCCUGGUUUGUGCUGGAAGGGACCUUAAAGCUCAUCCAGCUGCGACCCCUGCCAUGGGCAGGGACCCCUUCCACUAGAGCAGCUUGCUCCAAGCCCCUGUGUCCAACCUGGCCUUGAACACUGCCAGGGAUGGGGCAGCCACAGCUUCUCUGGGCACCCUGUGCCAGCGCCUCAGCACCCUCCCAGGGAAGAGCUUCUGCCUAAGAGCUCAUCUCAGUCUCCCCUCGGGCAGGUUAAAGCCAUUCCCCUUGGCCUGUCCCUACAGGCCCUUGUAAUUGUGUAAAAGAGCAAAAAGGAUUUGUGGCUCCUCAUUCCCAAUUGCAGGGCAGUCAGAGCUCUGCUCCCUCCAGCUCCUACAUCACCACAUGCUCCAGAGAAUCCUUUUUGGAUCUGUUCCUGAGCUAUUGCUCUUCUGAGCUCAUACCUGAGCUCACCUUUGGCACCUCCAGUGAGAUUUGUGCCCUGCGAGUCUGUCUGGGCUCGUCUCGAAGGCUGCAGCCAUAACCACGGCAUUGUUUCAGCGAUGCUGGUGGGGGCUCAUCCCCAGAGCUCUUCUGCUUUUGCUCCUGGGUACCCUUCACCACCCCAUUACCCAGGAAGCCCAAAAUAGCAACUGACAUGUAUUAAGCAACACACACUGGAAAAGACAGUUGGGGCUGUCUGGGCCAAGUGCAGUGGGAAUCCUGGGCUCGUUCCCACUUGUGCGAAGCCAAGAAGAGGUUCUUUGCCAUUGAGACCUGGGGAAGCGCCUCAGGAAAAGCACAUGUGCUUGUUCUGUGCAGGCCAACCGAGCAGGUAUUUAUGACAUUGCCUUUUCAGGGUUUGGGUUUUGGCCUAAACCCCCUUCUACAAUUUGCUGUGAAUUAUCCUCUACGUAGUCCUGCGGAUGUUUGCACUGGUGGUUUGAUUUGCCGCUUUGUAAUGUGGGCUCCAGAGACUUCCAUCACAAACUCCUGCUUCCAGAGCUAUUGUCAGGAAUGAAUCCAAACGGUCCCAAAUAAAAUCAUUUGAAGUACAUUUCCUUUA